Molecule: messenger RNA, 1484 nt
Organism: Nelumbo nucifera (sacred lotus)
Lineage: Eukaryota; Viridiplantae; Streptophyta; Magnoliopsida; Proteales; Nelumbonaceae
Product: Pleckstrin homology (PH) domain superfamily protein
Biological process (GO): intracellular transport
Source: RefSeq, a predicted model, not a curated record
CUUUUGAAGCGUGGAUGAACAAAAAACAAAAUUUGAAGAACGGGAACCCUUUGCUCUCGCUCUCUCUGUUUUGGUUGUCUCCGUUCUUUUACUUAUCAGUUGGUUGUGCUUAGGGUGUCAAUAAAAUCGUUUCAACCGAACGAUGAACGGGAUGAAGCGCCUAGGUCAAUCAGAUUCCAACCUCGACACCAAGGAUUCUGCUUUUAGGAGUAAGAGAAUAAUGGUCGCAUCCACUUUCGAUAAUAACAAGGCAGAAUCAUCUAACCAGCAUUUGAUGAAAGAACCCCCUUUUGAUGUACAGCGGGCUGAAUCAUCCCGCCAACACGUCAGAGCACUCAAUACCCAAUUUGCUAGUUGGGUGCAAUUGCAGAUGCAAAAUCAUCCAGAUGAGCUUUGGGAAGAUGGUGUGCAAGAUUACUUAACUUAUGCUUCAGAAAUUAUGGAGAAAUUCCGUGAUGUUGUUGAUUGGCUCAAGGCAAUUACUGGAAAAGCAGAAAAUGUGUCUGUAUCAAGUUCACAAACUGCUGGGAAAAAGUUGAUACCUGAAGCUAAGAACAAUGAAAUAAAAUUGUUUCACGAGAAAAGUGGGUUUGGUGCAGUAGGCACAACUUCAAGCUUUACAAGUCCAUGGAGCUCUGGUCCAUUAUUGAAUAAUCAAGCUCCGUUGUUGUUUGGAAGUCAAAGUUCUGGACUCUUAAACCAAGAAGCAGCAGAUGAUGUGGAUGGUGAUGAUGUGGAGCAGCCUAGUAGUCCAUCUGUGAAGAAGACUGAAGAGAAGGGUAUCAGUGUAGUGCAUGAAGUCAAAUGCAAGUUAUAUGUAAAGUCAACCGAUCCUGCAGAUAAAGAUGCUUGGAAGGAUAGAGGCAUGGGCCAACUUUCCAUAAAAUGCAAAGAGGGUGCUGAAAAAGCUACUACAGACUCAAAACCAACGAUUGUUGUUCGUAAUGAUGUUGGAAAAGUGUUGCUCAACGCUUUGUUAUAUCCAGGCAUCAAAACAAAUUUACAGAAGAAUUCUAUUGUUGCAAUAUUCCAUACUUCGGGUGAUGCCGGUGGCAGCGAUGGUGGCAAAAGUGAUAGUGUGGUGGCACGCACGUACUUAAUAAGGACGAAAACAGAGGAGGAGAGGAAUAAGCUGGCAGCGGUAAUUCAAGAAUAUGCUCCAACAGCUUGAAAAUGUUUAUAUGGAUUGUGGGCACGGCCAAUACUCUUCAUUUGUUCCUUUAACAAAUGUAAUGUUUGUAGUAAUUGCUUGGCGAAGCCCCCCUGUUUAUUUAUUUCCAAUUUUUCAUAUGUUAGCCUGGUAAAACUGAAUAUAUAUAUGUAUUUUGGGGCUCUGAGAAAAAGAAAGAAUUCAUGUCAUCAUAUCUUGAGCAAAUUACGAAUGUUCGAGGCUUCCGUACUUGUAAUAUAAUGAAGAGUACUGGAAAUUAAACUAUGUUCAUUUACUAAAUCCAGAAGAAAGAAUUUAUCCUGUUAUUUUCUUA